UUUCAAAACACAACCCAAACAGCAAGCAACGUGGCCUAAGCCAAACGCAAAAAAACCAAUAAACAACUUUAAAAGUUUAUCAAAUAAACCUAGUCAAAAUAUUUCUGAAGAGGUGCCAAAGCAAAUGUGUCAAUGAGGACACCGGACACCAAAGCGAAGCUUUUAAAUAAUUUAAGCCUCUCCAAGCAUCUCUCCUCUAAAAAGGGAUCUCGCACCAGCAACUGCGGCAAUCGUCUGGAAUUUGCCGUGCUAACGCAUCUAACCAACGUGCCCUGACUUCAGUCACAUUCAGCCACUUGUACUUUUUGUAACUGCAACGAAUUUCAAAUACCCUCUCUGCAAAAUGGUCCAUCAAACUCGCACCGCCAGCAAGGCCAUCCCAGCCAAGCAUUUGAGCCCCAUGCGCAGCACGGAUAUGCAGCUCGGCAAAUAUGCCGUCUCUACAAGUCCUGCCGAUAGUUUUUUGCGCAACACGAGGCUCAAUGUGAAUGCAACCGGAACUGGAAACGGAACCGGCUCUGCCAAUACAGCUGCCUAUAAAUACAACAAUAUGGUCAAUAAUAAUCGGGAGCAGUUCAAUGCACUGCACUUCUGCUAAGCCUCAUGAUGUUGUCGAUGAUGUUUUUAAUAAAUAUAUAAUUUCAUAUAUAUAUCAAAUUAA
Messenger RNA from Drosophila virilis, 661 nucleotides. RefSeq lists its product as uncharacterized. The record is from RefSeq and is a predicted model, not a curated record. Lineage: Eukaryota; Metazoa; Arthropoda; Insecta; Diptera; Drosophilidae.